AUGUCAGGAGACAAUUCCGCCCUAGAUGUCGUCCUAGUCACUCAGCUGCCCCCAGACGGUUGGUUCGAGGGUUUCGCGAUUCGCCCCAGCAAUCACAUCCUGGUGCCAGACCUCAAUAGCCCGGUGGUCUACGAUCUGGAUCCCGAGGACCCAGACUCGGAGCCGCAGAUCGUUUAUACUUUUCCAGAUGUCGUGGCGACGCUCAACUUAUGUCCCGUUCCUGGCCGAGCCGAUACAUACACCGUCCUGACGGCGGAUUUCUGUGACCUGGCCGCGUCCAGAUGGGAGGGAUUCGCGGUAUGGCAACUGGACCUGAGCGCGCCAGCUUCGCCAAAAGCAGCGAAGACCGGAGAUCUGAAGGAUAUAGUCCUUCCGCUAGGUCUAUGUCCAGUAGCCGAGCGAUUUGCGCUCGUGGCGGACUCGACAAAAGCAUGCAUCUCGGUCUUGGACGUAACGAAGGGCACAAGCACAACUUUGUUGACGGAUAAGGCGUCCAUGGAGCCUCAGGGGGAGAAUGGAAUCUUUGGAAUCAACCGGCUAAGCAUCGCCGGUGGAUACAUCUGGUAUUCGAAUUUCAGCGGUGGCACGAUACAUCGUGCGCCCUACAAAAUGGAACCAGCCGAUGGUCAGACCCCUUUACGCAUCGUGGGCCCAGUCGAGUUGGUGACGGAUAACCUCAUACAUUGCGACGGAUUUCAUGUGAGCUCGGACGGGAAGACGGCGUACACGGCGAACUGUCUGGACGGCUGCCUCGUAGAAACCGAUCUGACGAAAGUCGGGGGCGGAGGCGCCAGCUCCAAGCAGGUUUUGGAUCGGCUCAUCAGUCCGACGUGCCUCGAGAUCGGGACAGACGCCAACGGGAAACGUAAGGUCUUCGUGAUUUGUUGUGGAGAGAUCGAGGUUGGCUGGAUGACCGGCGGUCCAUCGUGGAAGGAUAUUGCAAAUGCCACCGUGGCGACCGUGGAAGUGACUGUUUCGACCGAGUAG
Neoarthrinium moseri is the source of this 987-nucleotide messenger RNA. RefSeq lists its product as uncharacterized. Lineage: Eukaryota; Fungi; Ascomycota; Sordariomycetes; Amphisphaeriales; Apiosporaceae. The coding region runs from base 1 to 987 and encodes 328 amino acids. The record is from RefSeq and is a predicted model, not a curated record. The transcript has a single exon.